Acanthocheilonema viteae is the source of this 164-nucleotide messenger RNA. The record is from the annotation of a GenBank genome assembly. NCBI's taxonomy places the organism in Eukaryota, Metazoa, Nematoda, Chromadorea, Rhabditida, Onchocercidae.
AAUUGUGUAACAAAUUGCUGGAUUCGACAAAUGUAGCACCACAUGAAGCCGAGCUAUACUGCAAACAGUGCCACGGUCGAAAGUUUGGCCCAAAAGGUGUUGGCUUUGGCUUAGGUGCUGGCGCUUUGACAAUGGAUGACGGUUCGAGAUUUGCUAACAAAUGA